This is a messenger RNA of Megalobrama amblycephala (Wuchang bream), 1828 nucleotides long. RefSeq lists its product as uncharacterized. Bases 47 to 1396 code for a protein of 449 amino acids. The record is from RefSeq and is a predicted model, not a curated record. Lineage: Eukaryota; Metazoa; Chordata; Actinopteri; Cypriniformes; Xenocyprididae. The transcript has 6 exons.
GAUUUCUCACCAUCUCAAACAUCACAGCUGAACACACUUGGAGUCUAUGAAACUACAGAUCAGCAGCGGCAGAGGAACCUUGUUCCAAAGAUUCAUUGUGACUGUCAGAGUCGUGAUGAGAUCAGCGGUGGAGGGAGAAUCGGUCACUUUAUACCCUGACACUGAAGUACAGAAAGAUGAUCUGAUCGUGUGGACAUUUGGAUAUGAAGACACUCUCAUCGCUCAAAUGACUGGAAAGACCAGAGAAACGUAUGAAGGUACUGAUGGGAGAUUCAGAGACAGACUGAAGCUGGACAAGAGGACUGGAUCACUGACCAUCAACAGCGCGAGAACUGAACACUCUGGACUUUAUAAACUACAGAUGAGCAGCAGCAGCAGAGGAACCACAAACAAGAGAUUCAAAGUUGCUGUGAAUUUGAAGAAAAUAUCAGCUAAGGAGGAAGACACUGUCACUCUGAGGACCAAUACUGUAGUGCAUAGAAAAGAUCAGUUACUGUGGAUCUUUGGAGAUGAAAACUCUCUCCUAGCUGAAAUCAAAGGAGGGAUUGGAAAGAUCUCUACAUUUGACAUUGCCGAUGGGAAAUUCAAAGACAGACUGGGCUUGGAUGAGAAGACUGGAUCACUGACAAUCAGACAUAUCACAACUGAACACGCUGGAGUCUAUACACUGAAGCUCGUCACCAGCAAAGCGACAACAGUCAGAAGAUGCAAUGUUGUUGUCAAAGUGUUGAAGAUAUUAGGGAAGGAGGGAAACAGUGUGACUCUUAAUCCUGAUGCUGAAAUACAGAGAGAUAAUCUGAUCCUGUGGAGGUUUGGAAACAAUCCCAUAGCUCAACUGACUGGAGAGACCAAAGAGACGACAUACACUGAUGCUGACGAGAGAUUCAGAGACAAACUGCAGCUGGACAAGAACACUGGAUCUUUGACCAUCAGAAACAUCACAAAUGGACCUUAUAAACUACAGAUCAUCAGCAGCAGAGGGACCUUGUCUAGGAAAUUCAGAGUUUUCAUGUGUUGUGAAUCCGGUCCGAAGACAAUGUCAGUGAUGAUGGGAGAAUGUUUAAUUCUAAUCACUGAUUUUAACAUAGAAAGAGAAGAGAGGGUACAGUGGAGCUUUGGAGCCAAAACUCUAGCAACUGGAAUGAAUGGAGACUCAAAAAAGACUUCAUACGGUGAUGAUGAGAGAUUCAGAGACAGACUGGAGCUGCACCAUCAAACGGGAUCUCUCACCAUCAAAAACACCAGAACCAGCGACACUGGAGUUUAUCAACUAAAGUUCUGCAGCAGAAGCGGAGAGAACAUUUGCUGGGAAUUUAGCGUUACUGUCAGUGAUUACACAGGAAACAGAGUGAAUAAAUCAACAGUUAUAAUGAUGAAUGGAGAGGAUCCUGUUUGAAUGUGCAGCAGUCAACAAGUUUAGUUUGAUAAGAUAAGACACGCCCACCAGCGUCAAUCACAUCAACAACUGAGUUCAGUUUUACAUGCACUUCUCAAAUACAUCCACUGAAAGUGAAAAAUAAACAUGUGAAUGUCAGAAAUAUCAUAUGUUUGUGUGAACCACAGCAGUAUUUCUCAAACUGUGCAUUUAUGCUGUUUUAUAUAAUAAUACGGAUAGUUCACCCAGUAUUUUUAACAGUUAUCAAGAUUGAGACAAAAACCUAGGAACUAGUUCACUAAAGUACGAAUUUCAUGGGCGUGUGCGAAAAAUUGCACGAUACACAAUUGUUUGCGCACAUGAAAAAGCGCAGAAAUCGGUGGACGGUGGCCGAUGGCGGACAUGUUUUUUGAAAUACGUCAACGUCCUUGUAGACAGUCAUGGCACCUCGAG